AGAGACAAUUUUGCUUUUCUCUGACAUUGUAAAUUAUCGAAAAGGUAAUUUAGAAUUUUAAGGAAUUUGCUUUUGAAAAUGGACCAUGAUAUUGAGAAUUAUUAUAGGACUGCAGAAAAACUUUGCAGACAUGCAGGAGAGGUAAUUAAAGAGGCCUUUUACCAAGACAAGCUUGUUGAACAAAAAUCAAGUAUUGGUGAUUUAGUAACCGAAACCGAUAAGAAAGUAGAGGAUAUGGUCGUCCGUAAGCUCUUGGAAAUUUUUCCUUCUCAUGAAUUCAUUGGCGAAGAGAAUACUGCAGCCGGUAAAGAAAAUAUAUUGUCUGAUAAACCUACUUGGGUUAUUGAUCCAAUUGAUGGAACUAAUAAUUUUGUUCACAGAUUUCCUUUUGUCUGUAUUUCUGUCGGUCUACUCAUAGAAAAAAAACCGGUCGUGGGAAUUAUCUAUAAUCCGAUUACAGAUGAAUAUUAUCAUGCUAUUAAAGGACAAGGAGCCUUUUGCAAUGGAGAGCGAAUACACGUCAAAAAGACUGAGGAAUUGAAGGAUGCUCUCCUCUGUACUGAAUUUGGAUCUAGCAGAGAUAAGGACAUACUGGAUGUUAAAUUGGGUAAUAUGAGAAAGAUAAUAGAUUAUGUUCAUGGGUAAUUAUUCGUAUAAACUGCUUUAUUAUAACUCUAUCUCAACAACGCAUCGAUUGAAUAAUUAUAGGAUACGAACCUUAGGGUCAGCUGCUUUACAUAUGUGCUUAGUGGCCAAAGCAGCUUCCGACGUUUAUUUUAGUUUCGGAAUACAUAUUUGGGACUUUACUGCAGGUUAUCUGAUUGUUCAAGAAGCUGGUGGUUGCGUUAUUGACACAGCAGGUUUUCAUAUUUUACUUGCGAAAAAACUUGAAUCUCCUAACAAACUAUCAACAUUAAUAGUUAUUUUUCGAAUAUUUAAUCUUAUAAAAAAUCAUACAACUGAUAGUUGUGUAGAACUAAAUUUUUAAUUUAGGUGAAUCCACACUAAAAACAAACGCUAUGAAUGACUAGGUAAUUAACUUAAUAUAAACUUAAUAUAUAUCGUUAUUCGAAAAGUGACAACGUUUGUCUGUCAAUUUUUUUUUUGGGUAUUCUAUGAUUUGCACUCUUUAUAUAUAUAUAUAUAUAUAUAUAUAUAUAUAUGU
Molecule: messenger RNA, 1165 nt
Organism: Dimorphilus gyrociliatus
Lineage: Eukaryota; Metazoa; Annelida; Polychaeta; Dinophilidae
Source: the annotation of a GenBank genome assembly